Pygocentrus nattereri (red-bellied piranha) is the source of this 984-nucleotide messenger RNA. RefSeq names its product trace amine-associated receptor 1-like. Bases 1 to 984 code for a protein of 327 amino acids. Gene Ontology annotation, cellular component: membrane. Gene Ontology annotation, molecular function: trace-amine receptor activity. Gene Ontology annotation, biological process: G protein-coupled receptor signaling pathway. The transcript is spliced from 2 exons. The record is from RefSeq and is a predicted model, not a curated record. NCBI's taxonomy places the organism in Eukaryota, Metazoa, Chordata, Actinopteri, Characiformes, Serrasalmidae.
AUGGAUAUGAGUAUAACUCAAAAUGGGAGCAUAAGAAACAUUUCUCUUUGUUAUGAACAUCAUCCUAACUCCUGUCAGAAGUUCAUCUAUCCACUGGCCAUGCGAGUUAUUGUGUAUUAUGUCAUUGGUGUCAUUAUACUUCUUACAUUGUUUGGAAAUCUUCUGGUGAUCACAGCCAUCACUCAUUUCAAGCAGCUGCACACACCAACUAACUACCUCACUCUGUCUCUGGCUGUAGCUGACCUGCUUUUAGGAGGGGCUGUGAUGCCUGCCAGCAUGAUACGCUCUGUGGAGACUUGCUGGUAUUUUGGGAGUUUAUUCUUUUUAAAUCUUGCAUUUAUCUCUGUUGAGCGAUAUUAUGCAGUAUGCCACCCCCUGCAGUACCACAGUAAAAUAACCCCUCUCACUACUCUGUUCAUGAUCACCGUGUGUUGGAGUGUUUCUGCUGCUGAGGGGAUUGUUUAUCCUGAGCUAAGCGUUCUGUACAUGAAAGCUUACAGUGAUGUUAUAUGUAAGGGAGCCUGUGUGUUGUUUGUUGGCCCCAUAAUAAGUUUUUCAGUUUCUGUAGUCUGUUUUUACAGCCCUAUCAUUGUUAUGUUAAGCAUAUAUCUGAAAAUAUAUCUUGUUGCACAGAGGCAAUCACGAUUAGUCCGCAGUACUGUCUCUCAAGUAAAUAAAUCCAGAGGGCGACCUGCCAUUAGUAAAGCACAGAGUAAAGCAACUAAAACAUUAGUCAUUGUCAUGGGAGGGUUUCUAUUAUUUUGGGCACCACUUUCUAUCUAUAAUCUCAUUGUGACAUUGUUUGGUUUUAGUGGUCCACCACACCUGCUGGAUGUGUUCUGUUGGAUUGCUUAUUCAAAUUCAGCCCUCAAUCCUAUUAUAUAUGCAUUCUUCUACAAGUGGUUUAGAAAAGCCCUCAAAGUUAUUUUAAUAGGUCAAAUAUUCAGGAACAACUCUCACAGAAUGCAGUUGUGUUCAGAGUAG